AUGGAGGCCCCAAACACUCGCCUGCUUGCUGUAGGCGGCCUGUUCACGGUGCUCCUGUGCCUCGUCAUGCGCAUGUACGUUGUGCGCAAGGCGGAGGUGCUGUCCCAGCAGCCGCCAGCCGAAGUGCUGCAGCCGACGUCUCGGGCGGCGGAGCCCCAGUGGGCCGCCUUUCACGACACCCUGGCUGGUGAAGUGUCGGCGGCCAAGGCUGCUGGGGGCGUCCUCGACAUCGUAUUUUAUGGGGACUCUAUUUCGGAAAGCUUCAGGGGCAGCGUUGCGGGCACGGUUGUGGAAGGGUAUAGCGGCAACAUGGCGGCAUGGCGAGAGAUGAUGGGCACGCGGCGGGCCAUGGUGCUUGGGAUUGCUGGGGAUCAGACGAUGCACUUGCUGUGGCGGCUUCGUAAUGGGGAGGGUCCCAAAGGCCUCAACAGCAAAAUCGUGACGGCCAUGAUUGGCACCAACGACAUGAUUUACCUCACCUUUCUCUACCCAGAUGACGAUCAGCGCGUCAUCGCCGCCAUUGUUUCCAAGGUGCAGCGGUGCGUGCGUGAGUUGCAGCAGCAAUCACCACAAGCCAGCAUCGUCCUGUUUGGGCUGCUGCCGCUGCAACGCACACGAACAGACUGGCCGCAUGCUGAGUAUAACGGCAAGGUAGCAGCGACCAACCAGCAGCUCCAGGCAUUUGUGCAGCAGCAAGGCUCUGAGGAGCUCAAGUUCAAAGACUGUGGCGGCGACUUCCUUCUAGCCAACGCCACGGUGGACUUGAGGCUGAUGCCUGACGGCAUCCAUCCAGCAGGCGAUGGCGCGCGAGUGCUGUUGAGCUGCAUGCUGCAGGCGUUGGGCGACUGA
Messenger RNA from Chlorella variabilis, 849 nucleotides. RefSeq lists its product as hypothetical. The coding region runs from base 1 to 849 and encodes 282 amino acids. The record is from RefSeq and is a predicted model, not a curated record. The transcript has 7 exons. NCBI's taxonomy places the organism in Eukaryota, Viridiplantae, Chlorophyta, Trebouxiophyceae, Chlorellales, Chlorellaceae. Gene Ontology annotation, molecular function: phosphatidylcholine lysophospholipase A1 activity.